Paramisgurnus dabryanus is the source of this 2537-nucleotide messenger RNA. It is a transcript of the gene stk17al, whose product is annotated as serine/threonine kinase 17a like. Gene Ontology annotation, biological process: protein phosphorylation; intracellular signal transduction; positive regulation of apoptotic process. The record is from RefSeq and is a predicted model, not a curated record. Lineage: Eukaryota; Metazoa; Chordata; Actinopteri; Cypriniformes; Cobitidae. Gene Ontology annotation, molecular function: ATP binding; protein serine/threonine kinase activity. Gene Ontology annotation, cellular component: nucleus.
CGGGGUUUGUUGUGUAUCUUUUGGCUUGGCACGUUUGUCCGCAUUUUCAAACUGACUUACAGCUGCUUGGACGUGGGAAUACCGGUCACCUGUCUCGUUUUUAUUGAGUCCUACCGCCAGCGGGACUGUAACGACAGACAGCGCAAUGAUGAACAGAAGCGGAAUGGUCACAAACAUUCGCACGAGGAUAAGGAACGACCCCUUCAAAAACAACUAUGACCUGGUCGGCAAAGAGCUUGGCAGGGGAAAGUUUGCAGUAGUUAAGAAGUGCGUGAAGAAGGAUACUGGAAAAGAACAUGCUGCUAAGUUUCUAAGGAAAAGACGGAAGGGUCAGGACUGCCGUGGUGACAUCCUGAACGAGAUCGCCGUUCUGGAAUCAGCGGAGGCCAAUCCAUAUGUGGUGGCACUGCAUGAGGUCUAUGAGACCGCCUCUGAGAUCAUCCUCGUUUUAGAGUGUGCUGCCGGAGGUGAAAUAUUUAACCAGUGUGUCGCUGACAAUGAUGAGGCGUUCACAGAGAAAGAUGUCAUCCGAUUGGCCCGGCAGAUUCUGACAGGAGUGGCCUGUCUCCAUCAAAACAAUGUAGUCCAUCUGGACCUUAAGCCUCAGAACAUUCUGUUGACCAGCGCACAGCCUCUGGGCGAUAUCCGUAUUGUUGAUUUCGGCUUGUCUCGGCGGGUGGACAGCGCAGAGGUUCGGGAGAUCCUGGGCACUCCUGAGUAUGUGGCUCCUGAAAUUCUGAACUAUGAGCCCAUCAGCACAGCUACUGACAUGUGGAGUAUCGGGGUACUAAUUUACGUCAUGCUGACAGGAGAGUCACCAUUUCUGGGAGAAGAAAAGCAGGAGACCUACCUAAACGUCUCCCAGGUCAAUGUGGACUACUCGCAAGAUGUGUUUCAGGGAGUGUCAGACCUCGCUGUGGAUUUCAUCCAAUCACUGCUCAUCAAAAAUCCCAGAGAACGUGCAACAGCCAAACAGUGUUUAAACCAUCCGUGGUUGAGCGCCGACAUUCAUCACCACGCUGUGGGCACCUCUCUCCAUGAGCAGGAAGCCAGCCAAUCAGAAUCCAGCCAAUCGGAAUCCGAACCCGAAAGUCCUGUCCCUUCUCCGGAGCUUGUUGUCAUGCCAUCAUAUCCCACUUACCCGAGCCAGGGCGAGCUUAAGACUGGUCGGGACACUUUCAGUUUCUCUGAUCCGUUCCCAUCCCGCAAUGACAUAAAACAAGAGCUCAUCUGCUGACAGACAGACACGAUUGCCCAAUCUGCAGCCGAUGGGGCUCCUCCGUGAUCGACUGAUAGGCUCGAAACCCGCCAAACCGGUUUGGACUGGACUGCAGAUGUCUGCUCAGGUGUUUGUAAAGUCUGUCUAAUGUUGUGUCGGAUACAUAGCUGUCUGUUGUUGAGAUACGACCUCCCUUAUGACCACAAAGAGAUCUGCGCGUGCAUCCACAACAAAUCCAGAUGAGCAAUCUGAACUUUAUUAGCCCAAUUAAAGCAUUCUUUACUGCUAUAUAAAGGCUCUUAAAUGCUCCACAAUGGACUGAUUUAUUAUUUCAGCGUUUGGACCUUUUCUCUGCUGUCUGUAUUUGUUUCAAAACCCAUGCUGGAGUCUCCCCAGGAAGCAACUACUGCAUUGUAGAAAGGAAAGUGGAGGAAUCCUGCUAUUGAUCAAUUUAACCACCAUCAUUCUUCAUCGGACCAAGUCAAGUUGUUUUUUCCCAUUAGAACCAGCUUAAGUCAAAAUCCCAUUGUCUAAUAUAACCUUACCCUCAAGGCUCUUCUCCAGCAGAGAAGGUUUUUCAUUUUUUGUUGCAUCAAAUACAAAUGUUAAGUUUGCACCAAACUUCAGGAGUGGUUUCUGUGAUAAAAAAUUUAAAGAGACCUCUUGUUCAAGCACUUUUAGAGAAAAAAAUGUAUAUAUUUAAAUCUCCCCACAAGCACAUUAAGUUGUUAAAAAUGAUUUGUACCCACAAUCCACAUUUUGUUCCGUUACUCGUACACAAUUUUUGUCGAGUGCCACAAAACCACUUUCUGUUCUUAGUCAUUAUACCAAGUUUGCUAUAAUUGCACAAAUGUAUUGUACCAUUGUUGUUUUUUAUUUGAACAUCUUUUGUAUGUCGUUUAAAUGUUUGGUAGAGCAUCAUGGGUAAGAAGUCAAUUUUCCAGUUUGCCAGUGAUGGACAGGGGCUUGUUUUGUGACAAAGUGAUGUUUGUGGUUAAACUAAGAAGGUCUUUUUUGGAUUUGUGUGUUUUAGACAGUUGUGGGAGAUGUUUGGAUUUUGAUAACAACAGAGCACAACAAACAAAAGUCUCCGAUUUAAUUGUACAUUUAUUUUAAGAAAUAUUGUGUAAAAAAAAUUAUUUUUCUACAGUCAUUGUGUUUUAUGAUUAAUAUGAGAAAAUAAUAAAAAAGAUUGUAAUAUUAAAUAAUAAUUUUUAACCAGUUGUGCUUGUAAAUGGUUUGCACUUGCUACUUUAUAUGUAUUAUUGGCAUGCCUGGCAAAAUAUUGAAGAAAAUAAAUGAUCGUUUUUGUAUUAAA